Molecule: messenger RNA, 1212 nt
Organism: Durusdinium trenchii
Lineage: Eukaryota; Dinophyceae; Suessiales; Symbiodiniaceae
Source: the annotation of a GenBank genome assembly
AUGGCGUUGAUAUUUCAAGAUUAUCAGCAAGAUUGGGCUGAGUCAGAAGACCAUCGCAAUGAGGAGAAGUACCAAGAACUUCUUCUCCAACUAGCAGGUUUUUUGCAAAAGGCGCCUUCAGAUCUACUGGGAACCGAUCUUUUACUUUGCACUCGUCCUUUCUUAUUCUGCUGGUUGCUUCGCGAACUGUGGCCUAAUGGAUUUCAACAAGUGCCAAUGCUGCACUACUACAGCGGUCCCCUGCUCUUCGACACGACACCAUCACAGAAGCAACCUGUCUUGGAGGCGUUUCGGCAAACUGUGCUGACGUCUGAGCUGGAUUUGGUGGUCUCCUCCUCCGUCUUGCAGAGCGCCUGGAUUUUGUCCAUGUCCGGCCUGGCGGUGCCCCACGUUCGUCCACACGCCACGCAACUUCGUGGCCUCUACCAGCCACGGGAGGCAAGCGGGUCAGGAGAUGAGAGUAGGCUGACCACAGACUUCGAGCUUUGGUCCUGCGGAGCACCUGGGCCACUCGGCUCCGCAUGGGCGCCAUGGGUCAACUCCAUCAUGGCCCAGGCCUUUCGGAAUCUCUUGGCUGUGAUGCAAGAAGGUUCAUUCGUUGAUUUGGAAUGGCUGGUCUCUGGCAAGUUCCUCUCGUACGAAGAGAUUGCCAAGUUCCAUGCAGCUGUUUUCUUUCCGGAGCAGCCUGACAAACUCACGUUCUGGGAGCAAUACGAGAUGGCAAUGCCACUUUGGCUUCCCAGCGCGGAGCUUUGGAGCAAGAUCCAUGCCAUCGGCGAGUUUCGCUACUCGGUCUUUGCGCAGCGCUGGUUUGCACAACUGACCAGGGAGAACCCGGGAGAAGAGCAUUGCCUGCCGCUGCCUGUCUUCUUCCACACGGAUGCUGCAAGUGACCCCAUUUCUCCCCAUGCACCUCGAGCCGCAUUGAGGUUUCAGUUGACGGAUUACGCUUUGUUCCCUCACCUACAGCACUUUAGCUCAGCGGUGAGUCUCAUUCAUCAACUGUUGACAGCGGAUUUCAUGGCGCUGCAUGCGUCUAUGGUCCGAUCCUCAGACCCACAGACAAAGAUUAAUUCGACACAUGGGUCGCGUCGCAUGGGUCGCGUCGCACGAGGUGGUUGCUUUCCGCAGAGGUCCGAUUUGGACACCCAAAAUCGACUGAAUGAUACGAAAUGGCUAUUUAUUGUGGGUAGUGUUAGCAUCCACGAUUAG